AUGGCCCAAGCAGAAGCAGAAGCAGAGACAGAGGCAUCUUGUGUCGUAGACCGUCAUGACGAGCAGCGCGACAAGAUGGCACCCUCAAUCCGUCUGCUGGCUGAGCGGCUUGCCAAUGCCAAUACAAGCCGCUUCUACACUUCCGCCCAAUGGACAGCCGAUGGCACCUCCAUCCUCGCCUUAUCGUCUGACCAAACCGUGGCGUCCUUCAUUCUUCCCGCAGACCUCCUGCAGCCUGCAGGAGAACCUCGCCAUCUGGCCCGUCAAGCCAGCAUCAAGCUCCCAGAACCCACCCAGACCCUCGCCAGUGCGCCCUACUUCUCCCUGGCUAACCCAGCUUCUCAGACCUUCUUGGUGGGAUGCCGAGAUCACCCCCUACACCUGUACCACGCGUUCCCUCAGCCUGAUGACGAUGACAAUGAUGCUGAUGCCGCUGAGGAUGUCGCAAGUCGGCCCCUCUACACCUAUAAGCUCAUCCGCAUGGAGUCUGAGCAGUACAUUUCCCCCGCUUCUCUGCUGUGGGAAUAUCCCGGGACACACUUCAUUUGUGGCUCGGCGAACCGCAUCGAUCUCUUCGACGCAUCUGGCCACUGCUCAGAUGGUCCAGCCUUGACCAUCCCGACGAUUCCAUCCCGGCGACACAUCUCCAAGGGUAGCGGCGUUGGCAUGAAAGGCACCGUGGCCGCCCUGGCAGCAUCACCUCCCUCCGAUGCCAGCGGCCACGGGUCCAUCCUGGCGGCCGGCACCUGGACCCGCUGGAUGGGGACGUACGAUAUCCACCGCACUGAUAGGGUUGUUGCGAACUGGUCGAUCGCUGAUGCGGAUGAAAAGUCGUUUCACAUCAGCCUGGGAGGCCAGGGAAUCGUGCAGACAGCGUGGAGCCCCUGCGGGCGGUAUCUUGCCGUGAAUGAGCGCCAGGCGGAUGGGCUGCUGGUCUACGACAUUCGUGGCACUGGACAGCUCUUGGCGGUGCUGAAUGGCCGCAGGGCUACCACCCAACAGCGGCUGCAUUUUGAUGUUUUCCAGGGAGAGGCUGGAUUCGAAGUUUGGGCUGGGACACAGGACGGCUCGGUAGCUGUGUGGGAAGAAGUUGGUAUGAGAAACGACGUUGUAGAGCCUACUUGGACGUGGAAAGCCCACGAAUCUCCUGUAGGAAGCACGAUUGUGCACUCUAGCGGCUCUGUUGCAGCAACCUGCUCUGGGGGCUGGGGGUAUCCGCGAGAGGGCAGAGGAGCAGAUGCUGCUAGCGAUGAAGAAUCUCAUCAUAGACAAGUCUUUGACGAAUCGUCACUGAGAGUUUGGUCCAUUGGCGGGCCAGACCCAGGAGCUUAG
Molecule: messenger RNA, 1332 nt
Organism: Trichoderma asperellum CBS 433.97
Lineage: Eukaryota; Fungi; Ascomycota; Sordariomycetes; Hypocreales; Hypocreaceae
Source: RefSeq, a predicted model, not a curated record